GUGUAGAACAAUUAUUUAUGUGUGUAUUCGCACGUCGAACAAUAAAUGAAGCAAAAUUUUUUAUAUGUAAUUAUAAAGUUUAGUUUGAAUAAUUAUCAAGAAAUAAAUAUACUCAGAUAGAUAACAUUUCGAGUAAAAUAUGAAUCAAUUAUUCAUCUUUAUGUAAAUAUUGCAGUGGCAUUUAUCCAAAGGAUGACGUGCCAUGUUGUCUAUUUCGCGAUUAUCAAUCUUUGACAUUAUGAGUUGUCAUAAAUUUUAUUUACAUAAUCUUACCGGUGAAGAUUCAAUUAUGUCCAUUUAAUAAAAUUUAGUAAUAUGGAAAAUCGUAGCCACCGAAACCAAAAUCAACAAUCUUUUUGGAAAAAAAAUGCUCGUGCUGUUCCCGGAAGACCUAGUCUUAAACAAGAUAACCGACAAGCAAAAAUGUCUGCGACGAGCGGUAUACAAAGUGGAAACGGUGGAACACUUGCAGCUGGAAGUAGUGCAGCAUCUUUUAAAGAUUUCCAAGAAAGUGUAGAUGAUGCCUGGGAUUCAGGAGAUGAUGAAUUUUGUAUGGUUUCUGACGUAAAAAUAUCUAAAAAAGUAAGUCAAUCAGCUGCAAUGAGUGUUAUUAAUAGCCAUCGCAGCAGGGAAGGAUAUGAUAAUGUCACAAAUAACAAAGAUUUCCACUCGGAAAAAAAUCAAGAAAUUAUACCAGAAAUUAAAAAAAUUGAAGCUUUACAAAGAUUAGCAGUUCAACCUUUACAUCUUCGUAACGAUUUGACUAAUUCAACAACAUCCAGUUAUCAAAGUAAUCGUAAUAGAUGUAGCCAACAAACUGAAACAGAAAUUGAUACUGAUGAAAAAGUAGGAACUUCACCUUAUCGUGGUAAUCCACAUUUUCCAGGGAGACCUCAAGCUUUACGACCAACUUCAGCAUCAAAGUUUUUUAUGCCUUUUAAAGAACAAGAUGGUGAAAGUAAAGUUGAUAAAUUUCAAAGUCUUUUAGAAGCUUCUCUGCUUAAUUUGGAUGAAUUAAGACAAUUAUCCUGGUCUGGAGUACCAGCUAAAUUACGGUCAAUAACCUGGCGGCUAUUAUCAGAAUAUUUACCAGCGAAUUUGGAACGAAGGCAACAAGUAUUAGAGCGUAAACGUUUAGACUAUUGGAAUUUAGUUAAACAAUACUAUGACACAGAGAGAGAUGAAGCGUUUCAAGAUACAUAUCGACAAAUUCACAUUGAUAUUCCACGGAUGUCUCCACUUAUUUCCUUAUUUCAACAACAUACUGUUCAACUCAUAUUCGAAAGGAUAUUGUACAUAUGGGCGAUACGACAUCCUGCCUCUGGUUAUGUUCAGGGUAUGAACGACUUGGUAACACCAUUCUUCCUGGUUUUUCUACAAGAGGCAAUACCUGUUUCCGCCUGGCAAGAUCUUGAAAACUACGACGUCGCUUCUUUGGAACAAAAACAAAGAGAUAUCAUUGAAGCAGAUAGUUUUUGGUGCCUCUCCAAGUUUCUUGAUGGUAUUCAAGACAACUAUAUUUUUGCUCAACUAGGAAUCCAAUACAAAGUUAAUCAACUCAAAGAACUUAUUCAAAGAAUUGAUGCACAAUUACAUCAACACUUAUAUCAACACGGUGUUGACUAUCUUCAAUUUUCAUUUCGAUGGAUGAAUAAUUUAUUAACCAGAGAAAUUCCACUUCAUUGUACAAUUCGUCUCUGGGAUACAUAUCUCGCCGAGUCUGAACAUUUUGCCUCAUUUCAACUUUAUGUUUGUGCUGCUUUCCUUCUUAGAUGGAGACGUCAUCUUCUCUCUCAACCUGAUUUUCAAGGUUUAAUGUUGAUGUUACAAAAUUUGCCAACCCAAAAUUGGACUGAUUCUGAAAUUGGUGUUCUUGUUGCUGAAGCUUACAAGUUAAAAUUUACAUUUGCCGAUGCUCCUAAUCAUCUCCAAGCUCAUGAUUCUAGGUGACUAAUUCUUAAUACGUAUUCAACUAAUCA
Chelonus insularis is the source of this 1979-nucleotide messenger RNA. RefSeq names its product TBC1 domain family member 22 (gene Tbc1d22). The transcript has 7 exons. Bases 316 to 1950 code for a protein of 544 amino acids. NCBI's taxonomy places the organism in Eukaryota, Metazoa, Arthropoda, Insecta, Hymenoptera, Braconidae. The record is from RefSeq and is a predicted model, not a curated record. Gene Ontology annotation, biological process: activation of GTPase activity. Gene Ontology annotation, molecular function: GTPase activator activity.